Molecule: messenger RNA, 5977 nt
Organism: Petromyzon marinus (sea lamprey)
Lineage: Eukaryota; Metazoa; Chordata; Hyperoartia; Petromyzontiformes; Petromyzontidae
Molecular function (GO): calcium ion binding
Source: RefSeq, a predicted model, not a curated record
UAAUGUGCAAUGGUGACUGCCAUUUUAAAUGGCAACGUUGUGGAAUUUGUGAUUUUCAAGCGCAUUCAGAUUGAUAAUGCGGUUAGUACCUAUUUUGAAAAUAAAAUAUGAAAUUCUGUUAAUUUCCUUUGGUGUCUAUAGAUAGAGUUGUAGCAGCAAUUGGCCGUGACGAUACGCUCAAGAUGAAGCUCUUUGAAUGUCCGGAUUGUAUAUGUUCAAUGUGAAAGCCAAUUACAUGACUGCAUUACUGUAGCAUUUAGUUCCACCGAUGACAAUUACUUAAUGGACUUCAGGUGGGAGUGGGUGGAGAUUGUAUUUGGAUCUGUUUUCUCUCUGGCCACCCCCUGAUAAUGUGUGUUUUAAUUGAAAUGCAAUCACCAGUGGGAAUUGGGUGCCCAUCACCUGCUGAUGGGCGGGUUUAUUGAUCAGUGUGUAGAGGAGUCCACCUUUACUUUACGUCGUGAAGAGUUCACGAGAAUUGUACCGUGGUGUCGCAGACGCAGUGGGAGAGAUCGUGAGGAGGUAGGAGAGGGUUGUGAGGAGGUGGGAGAGGUUUGUAAGUCGAGAGAGGAGGUUAGGAGAGAUGUUGAAGCUCCUGCUACUGCUGCUUGGCCUGCCGAGACUGGCCCUGAGCUUCUGCACUGAAGUCCCCACAGCCCAGCCCCCAUUUGAUUAUGCGGCCAGCGAAAUCCGACUUCGCCAGGCUCUUCAGAGGAACGGGCUGGAUCCUCUGGCGAUGCCACAGACUCCUUGCCAGCGCAAGGUCGACGGUUUUGAGGGAGUGCUAGAGCCCUUCUGCCUGCUCUACGCCAGGAGCAGCGAGGCCAGUGCCGGACUGUGGUCAGAGUGCACUCUCACCGUGCCGACCGACUACUGCCUGCUCGUCCACGUGUGCCUGGGCUGCCCGAGCGACGGCAGCUGCACGGCCGAGCACAACUCCUUCGUGGUGCUCACCCCGAUGGCCGGCACGGAUGAAUCCGGCGAGGCCGGCGACAGGCUCGGGAGGACGGCUGGCCCUGGUGGGCGGUGGGGAGAGCUGGGCGGACGUGUGGCCUUGGAGCUGUGUGCCCACCGCUGCUCCAGUGCGCUCUUCGCGAUGCCCACCAACCGUCUCCACGUGGCAUUCGUCCCCGAAUCGAUUCCCCCGGUGCACAGCUUCCACGCGCUGCACAGCUACGCGAAGGUGCGCUACCUCGCCGUGCCUAGCGCCAGGGCUGAUGCCGCCGCCGGUGACCACUACAUCCAGGAGUGGCUGGAGGCUGGCUGCGAUAAUGGAGCCAGCGGAAAGUUUCCGCCGAUGCCUCCUCACGGCAUUCCAGCGGAUGGAAACCAGGCUGUGAUCGGCGAGCGGUCGGCUAUGAGGCCUGCUCCGUCGCUGGCAGAGCGCAUCGUGCACCUGGGCGGAGGAUACCCCGUGUUCCGCCUGGUGGCGGAUGAUGACGAGGACGGGCGGCACCUCCUGGGCGAGCUCGUGCACUCGUACCUGCAGCACUGGCUGCCCUCACCCCUGCGCCUGCGGCUGCGCACGCGGUCCCUGCGUCUGAGCUACUCGAGGCAGAAGGGACACCGACCUCAUCCUCCUCCUGACGGUCGCGCAGUCAGGGAGGCUACGUCGCAGCCUCGCCGGCAUUGCGCACCCCAGUAUGCGGUUCCUCGGAUGGCUUAUCCCCUCGAGAGCUGUCAGUUUGAGUUGCAAGGCAAGUCCGGGCGUUUCUAUUCGCCCAACUUCCCAGACAGCUACCCAGAGCUGGUGUGGUGCAGCUGGAACCUCCAGGUCAGGGAGACUCAGAGCAUCGUGCUGAAAAUCUGCGGCUUCACUGGAGGAGACGAGUGUUGCCUGCACAGCGACCGGCUGAUCUUUGAGGAGUCUCCUCGACGAAACAUCAUGGCCAUGGUGCUGUCAUGCUGGGGCCACGACACGUACUACUACACCCCCAAGGGCUCUGGGCUAAGCGUACUGCUCGUGAGUGGCGACCGCCAGGCGCUCAAGUCUGCUGCUCCACGUCGCUUCUGGGGAGAGUACUUUGUUUUAGACGAGUGGGACACACUGGACUUGAGCAGGCUGAACUGCGGGGAGUCUGGUGAUAACUCAACAUUGAUAAACGUAAUUCAACAACCUGCUUCCGAUGCAGACAGUGACAGGAUGGUGUUACUAAGUUCUGAAAUGGAAGACUUUGUUAAUCAGACUCCCCUUGACAUUAAUUCCCUAACAAAUGAAUGGGAUUUGGAAGUUAAUGAAGACCGUGGCACUGAAGAAGGCAUCCAACAAGACAUUCCAUAUCAUGAUGUUCGUUAUUCUCCAUUCGAGCUGGCAAAUGAGACGCGUCACAAAACGGCUUUGGAAAUUGAGUUUGAGCAACGUUUAGUUCCACUGGGCUCCAAAGUUGAUGACGCCACCUCUGCUAUUUUACUUGAGAAAAAUGUUCCGUAUAUAUCCGAUGUAGAAGUACCCAAGCACAUUACUGCAUUGCCAGUUUUCAAAAAUCAAACUCGUUUGUCUAUGUCUGUGACUGUUAGAGAUCCGAGUGUAAAAUUCCACCAAACACAUAAUCAUGUUGAAUUCCUGUCACCUAAAUCAUCGGGUGUUAAUUUGAGGGCUGCAGAAGCUGUUAAUGAAACACCAGUGGCAGAUGCAAAUGCUCACACACCAGGCUUUUUAAAACCAAUGCUCCAAAACAAAUUACUGAGGCCUCCCAAUGUUAUUCAACAAACCCCAUCAUUUUUAACAAAAAACACACUUGCGUCAGUCUUACAAAUACAUUUAAUUUCACCCACUUCAGUAACAAUGGUUACAAAUUCUGAAAAAUCGGAGAGACGUGUACAUAAUUUUCCAAAUGCCUUUUCUGACAAGGUCCUUGAGGAUGAUGUAACUUCCAAUACCAAUGGUUCUUUGGGACUUGCGUUUGAGAUAGAGCCUUCGUUUGUCCAAUCUAAAGUGAUGUCCCAACAUUUUCUGCAGUUGAACAAAGUUUCAACACCGGCUCUGUCAGGCAGUAGUACCCAGAUUCUCCCAACAGAUUACCACGGGGUGAGCGUGGACGGAUAUCCACCUUCUCGCACAGCUAUUCGGAGUGAGUCUAGAGGAACUGCACAGGUGUUUGACAAUCUUUCACAGUCAUCGACACGCACUUCAUUACUUGGGAAAAUGAGUGAACUGGUCAAGGGGACAAAACGACGCGUGGCUUCGGGCAAACAAAUGACAAGGGCUUCUGCAGUGGCAUCUUUGAUAAAAUCUCAGCCGUUACUUGCGUUUCCUGUCGAGGCUUCUCUACGUGAACUCUCGCACAACGCUAUUAAAAAGAAAUCCAUUUUUAGCACGCAUGUCACACGUAUACAUAAAGGUAGGUAUUUGCAGGCAUCACGUACAAGGUGGUACAGUUUUCCCCUCGCAGGAACGUUUAACGUAUCAACAAAACCUUCCGUGACUGCGCAGGCUCGCAUAGUUGCCACCACGCAAUCUCGAAUCCAUUCCACUACAGUGACCACAUCUGCCACAGCAGAGAGAACAAUUUCGGAUGCAUCGGUUGCUUCAAACCGCUUGAGCAUCCUACCCGAGGCUGCCUCUCGCUCCCCACUGAUGUACAGCGCCCAAUUGUUCCCUGCCGACAAAUCUGAUGUUUCGUCACCAAAGCCGGUCAUUAGAGACUUUAUGCCAACAGAAAGCGUGGGAAUUUCUUCAAGCACUGUUACUGCAAACGGGACGAGUUCAUCCGAUGGGCCAUUUCCCACUGCAAAAAAUGAGGACAAACCCCAGUCACUGGACAUCGGCACAGGACCUUUCAGACCGCGAGAGUACACCUGGUUUGAGAUGUCCGUGGAUUCCAUGCUUCAAAAGAAGGCAAGGGAAGGGCUUGUUUUUGGCCGCAUUGUGAGGCUCCUCUCUUCACACCUCUCCCAGCUGAUGGAGAAAAACGCGAGUGAUUAUUAUGCAAGUAAUUUCCUGAGUGUUCUGCCAAGACAAGCAGGCUGGGUGGCGCAGGGCCUGCAGGUGCAAGCAAAGCUCCACGCCUUUUUCCGGCACCUGCCCCGCGCCAGCGCACGCCAGCUGCAGCGCUCGUUGCGCAAUCUGCCCGGCCAGCACGUGGAGUCCGUGGACGGGGCCCUGAGGCUCCAGCUCCUCUCCAUCGAUGUGACCGAUGUGGACGAGUGUGACGUGGGAGAGGACAUGUGUGACGCAAACGCAUUCUGCCACAACAUGGUGGGCUCCUACGUCUGCUUCUGUAAUGAAAACUACAUCAACCUCGACCCCGUGUGGAAAGGAACCCAGUGCCAAAGCGUUCUCGCUCAAGAGGCACCAGAGGUGGCGGCUCUGGUUUCCCCGCUGGCCAUGGCGCUGGGCUCUGCUGCCUGCAUCCUCGUGCUGCUGGUGCUCGUGGGGGUGGCCGCGAGUAGCGUCGCGGUGAGGGGGAGGAGGCGCCGUCGUCGCUUGCGCCUGGAGGCAAACGGCUUCAGCUGCACAAGCACGCCCGCCAUCUACUUCCACCGGCGCUGGGAAGACUGGGAUCCACCUCCUGCACCGACCCUGUCAAACGCAACACUCGUCUCUCAGCCCCUAGUGGGUCCUCCCAUGGUGAGCGUUUCCAGCAUCGGCGUUUCGGACAAUCUCGCGACACUCAACGGUGGUACGAGCACGGGAGGGCAGUGGCGUGCAUCCGCAUCGGCCGACGUUUAAGAUUGUGCAGAGCCGUCCACUUCGCCAACUCCCGAGUCUUAAAUCUCCCGACGCGUUAAGAUCAAAUGAGCUAACGUUGUGUGCCUGUUUUGAGUGUUGCUUUUUUUGUUUUGAAUGUAAUACGAUUCUUAUAGGAUGCAGUAAUGGGAUGCAAAUGUUUAAUUAUACUGCAUUAAUGUAACCGUGGCCCUUGAGCUUUAAUUGCAACAGCUGAUUUGAGGUAACAUUUAAGGAAUUUUGUUUAGCUUGCAAAGUUAUGCUUGCUAAAUGUGCAUGCGAUGGCUCGCACAGUCAAUGAACACCUUGUUUUAAACCAUGAAAUUAACAAAAUCGUAACCAUAAAGAAAAUGCAAGUAUUUACAAAUGUCGUCAUGGUAACCACAUCGUGACUUAAUGUACUCCAUGCCAUAUUUAAAAUUGCCACAUGGUUUGUUUUAAAUUCAAGGUUCAUGAUUCUCCCCUCCCCCCCCCAUAUGCUUCCCAGUUAAGGAGUUGGUACAUGUGGGUAUUUGUUUUCCGUUGGCCAGGGUAGUGUGCUUAGUGAUGCACAUUAACCUGCAUUUGUUACACUACUAUGCAUUAAAUUGAAAAGUACAUGGGUUCGUUUUACUUUUUUCUAUCAUGAUAAAUGCGAGCACUUUAUACAAAAAUAUGAUAAAGUACAUUAUUUCUACAGAAAUGAAAUCUGCAAAAUGGUAACAUUUUAACACCAUUUACACAUGCAAGUACAAAGUUUACAUUUGAAUUCCAUCUCAGGUCAUGGUUCGUAAUUGGCAAUAAUAUCACAAAGUGCUACGUGUAUUGUUUCCCAUAGUGCAUUGUUUUUUGGUUUGCUUCAGCCUGAAUUUCCACAUGGCUCAUCACAAGUUAAAUCCAUUUGCUAUUUAAUAGCUGUACACACUGCAUCUUAAAGUAACUCCAAGAAACUGCAGACCAAUUGGUGACUGGAUUAACUUCAUUUACAUAAACGUUAUUUUUUUCAACCUGGAGAUGCAUCCUGUACCAAAAACAGUAGGGAUGGGGUGUUCACUCAAGGUACAAUUGCUCAUGUCAGUGGUAGUGGAAAGAAUUAUUGACAAUUGGUUAAGUUUUCAUGGAAUCUCUGCAAAUGGAUAUCCAGUGACUGCUUCAAUAACCUUGGUAACUUCCACCAGCAUUCAACAAAGGUGCUUAAUUAGGGCUGUAUAGGCUCACACGUGUAUUUUAACAGGAGUGAAUGUGUAGCAGUCCAUACUGUUUAAAAAGUAGAAUUGCGAUGGUACAUGGAAAUAAAUGCUGGAAAAUAAAGUUUAUAAUUGUACAAUA